Molecule: messenger RNA, 266 nt
Organism: Staurois parvus
Lineage: Eukaryota; Metazoa; Chordata; Amphibia; Anura; Ranidae
Source: the annotation of a GenBank genome assembly
AUACUACCAGGGGCGGACUGACCAUAUGGAAACUCGGGCACUUCCCGGGGGCCCGGGGUCAGUAGGGGGCCCCAUGAGAUGCCCCUGGUGCCUUUUUCAUAGGCUUUUUUGAGUUUGGGCAAGGCCACAGGGGCCCCAUGAUCCCCUAUUGCCCGGAGGGCCCAUUAGUUGUCAGUCCGCCCCUGUGUACUACUAUUCAUUGCUGCCUAUCAGUGCCCAUCAGUGCCACCUAUCAGUGCCCAUCAGUGCUGCCUCAUCAACGCACA